This is a messenger RNA of Microtus ochrogaster (prairie vole), 2955 nucleotides long. RefSeq names its product Rho GTPase activating protein 36 (gene Arhgap36). Lineage: Eukaryota; Metazoa; Chordata; Mammalia; Rodentia; Cricetidae. The record is from RefSeq and is a predicted model, not a curated record. Gene Ontology annotation, biological process: signal transduction.
UCUUUACCUCUCCCCCACAGUUCCCUUCACUAGGUCCAGUGACAGUUGGAUGAUACAGUCUUGGUUUCCAUCUGAUUCCAGAAUGGGUGGCUGCAUCCCUUUUCUGAAGGCAGCAAGGGCACACUGCCCCAAAAUCAUGCUUCUUUUGCUGUUGUUGUCUGCCUUCAUUUAUUUAGUGAGCGUCCUGGGAGGAGACCCAGGACAGAACCCGGACGGCACGAUGGACAUGGUAUCCAUACACAGCCUCUCCGAGCUGGAGCGCCUGAAGCUGCAAGAGACUGCUUACCACGAACUCGUGGCCAGACAUUUCCUCUCUGAAUUCAAGCCGGACAGGGCUCUACCCACAGGCCGUCCAAACACCCUGGAGAAGUGGUUUAAGACUCUGAGAGGACAGGAGAGGGCCGCGUCUCUCAAGACCUUUGGCGUCCGCCUGGAAGAGGCGCUGGUCAAUGAAAUUACCCGCCGCAAGCACCUUGAACUGAUGGCCGCAAUGGAGGCUGAAAAUGCCACAGGUUCCGGCCAUCGGGGAAACGCGGUGCAAAGGAUGUUUGGACGCAUGCGGCGCUUCUUAGGUCACAGGAGGAAUGAGCCCAUCCUGCCUACAGAGUUCACUCGCCGUGGUCGUCGAGGUGCAGUGUCUGUGGAUAGCGUGGCUGAACUGGAGGAUGGGGCCCUGCUGAUGCGGACCCUACAGCUCUCCCGUCAUUCAUUUCCUAUCGGGCAGCGCCUUCUGGGAUCCAAAAGGAAGAUGAGCCUCAACCCAAUUGUUCAACAAGUCCCCCAGGUUGUUGAGACUUGCUGCAAGUUCAUUGAGGAACAUGGGUUAAACUCCGUGGGGAUUUUCACCAUUGAGUACUCCUUCCAGAAAGUGCUUCAGCUCCGAGAGUUAUUUGACAAUGGUAUGGACAUUGAACUGAAUGACAGCGUGAAUGUCCAUGAUGUGGCUGCACUCCUCAAGGAUUUUUUCAUUGAAAUGAAGGACUCCCUGCUGCCUGAUGAUCUGUACAUGAAUUUCCUCCUGACUGCAACUCUGAAGCCCGAGGAUCAGGUUUCUGCCCUGCAACUGCUGGUCUACUUGAUGCCGCCCUGCCACAGCGAUACCCUUGAACGUCUACUGAAGACACUGCACGAAAUCACUGAGCACUGCGAAGACUCCAUUGGCCCUGAUGGACAGCUGGUUCCAGGUAACCGAAUGACUUCCAACAACUUGGCCUUGGUGUUUGGAUCUACUCUCCUGAAGAAGGGGAAGGUGGCCAAGAGGGAAUCCAGGAAGAUAAAGUUGGGGAUUGAUCACUAUGUUGCAUCUGUCAAUGUGGUCCGUGCCAUGAUUGAUAACUGGGAUGUCCUCUUCCAGGUGCCCCUCCAUAUUCAGAAGCAGGUUGCUAAGCGUGUGUGGAAGUUCAGCCCUGAAGCACUGGAUUUUAUCAGACGCCGGAAUCUGAGGAAGAUCCAGAGCGCUCGCAUAAAGAUGGAAGAGGAUGCUAUGCUUUCUGAUCCAGUGGAAAACGUUACUGAAGCCAUGGCUGCUGUCCUUGCCCAGAGCCCGCCCUUUGAUGAAGGUCCUGAAGAAACCCCAGAUGUGGAGGAUAUCUUGAACUCUGGAGACAACCUGAACUAUGACUUCGAUGAAGGACAAUAUUAUUAUUAUUAUAAUGACCUACUGGACCUUGCAGAGGUUCCCUAUCUUGAUGUAGUUCCAAACAAGGAAGAUGACAAAUCAGACGCUGAUGAAAUCCCAGGUUCCUCUGAGGAGCCCACUGUGCCUCCCACCACUGCCAGUUCCCAUGACAAUGAGGAAGAAGAGGGUAACCCCCAGGAGAAGGGGGGCAAAUCUGGCAAAGGCUUUUCUCCUUAGAUCUUUUCCCUCCCUUAAGGUGCCGGACAGGGGAAAGGGGGGGGGGUAGACCUGGAAUGCCACAGGAAACAUUCAGGAGUCUUGAAGACAAAGACUUGAGGGUAAGAAGGAGUUCCACCUGAUGCUCGGGUCAGGAUGGGAAUUCCAAAUACACUGCCAGCCCCAUUCCUGGGGAUGCUUGGUAUCUUCAGCUGGUAAAAGCAGAGAUAGUUCUGCAUCAUGCCCAGGCUCCCUGGUGCUACCUUACUUCUCUUUUACCCCUGAUCCAGGCUUUCUCUCACUACAGCCCCCUUCUUUAAUUGAUGUUACAUUUGUGAUAAACAUCUGUCCCAGAGAAGCUCACAAAUCUCGAGGUGCUUUCCCUACCCCCACCACAGGGGAUUGCAUGCUUUUCCUGACUUUCCUAUUCUCUUCCCCAGAGCUCACUGGAAAGGCCCUCAAGAGGUGUGUUAGAGCGUUAGGUCAGCCUACAGACAGCUGAAAAACAAUUAAUGCUAAACUGUGUCACACCAACUCACACAUACCCGUGUCCCUGCAGCAAUUCCACUGCCUCAGGAUUUUCCCCCUCAAAUUAUUUAGACCAAUGGCUCGUCAAAGAGCCACUCCCAAAAUUCUGUGCAGUGUUGCUCAUGACAUGCCAACAGGGAAAUCUCAAGUAUAAGCCUAAGUAGCUUUUCUGGGGUCAAAAGUUAGAGGAAAAAAAUAGAUUUUAGUCCUGAACAUGUUUUAAAGACAGCGAGUGUUCACACCCUUGUUGUCAGUAAAACAACUAGCUAGGCACAGACAUAGUUCCAAGUAGUCAAUGCAAUCUGAUUACAAACUUUCUUACCUAUCGUCUCCGUAUUUCCUCUAUGCAGGACGGUACAAAUUUGGGGACUUGCUCUGGUAAAACAUAGAUAUGGGUUAUGUAUGACAUCCAAAUUAUAACUGAUAUUUAUGGGUAACAACUGCUAAGGUCCUUAGAAUGAAGAAUGUCUUGUAUUGAGGGAUAGAAACUGAUCAUACAAUGGAUAACAACCACAGAGCUCGAAGAUUUGUGAUUGUUAAAACUUCUCUGGCAUUUCAUCAUUAAUAAACAUCUGUAUUGUGUCAGCAGCAUA